Pomacea canaliculata is the source of this 5290-nucleotide messenger RNA. Its product is annotated as mitofusin-2-like. The transcript has 18 exons. The record is from RefSeq and is a predicted model, not a curated record. Gene Ontology annotation, biological process: mitochondrial fusion; mitochondrion localization. Lineage: Eukaryota; Metazoa; Mollusca; Gastropoda; Architaenioglossa; Ampullariidae. The coding region runs from base 287 to 2563 and encodes 758 amino acids. Gene Ontology annotation, molecular function: GTPase activity; GTP binding. Gene Ontology annotation, cellular component: mitochondrial outer membrane.
UCCAAAUAGUCGAAUUCUAGGAACUACAUCAUGGCUGCUGACAUCUGAAAGUCACUUGUAGUCUUCUACACCCGGCAACGAGCGUUGGAAGUAAAUCGAGUCUGAAGGCUUUGGCUUAUGUAAAAGCUUAUGAUUAUCAGGGCUGCAGAAACCCAAGGAUCAAGAUUUUACAGUCUGGACACAGUAUCCAUGUAAGCUAUUGUCUGCUUGCAUGUGGAUUUCAAAUGUUGCUGUGUACACCAUUUGGACCUUGUAGAGAAUUUACCAUUAGUGUGCAUCAUUAGCAAUGUCAGGGUCAUUGAUAGCACAGACAGGGAUGGAUUCUCAGAGUGAUGGCACCAGUCUUCGUAACCUUGGCAAUGGACAUGGAAGAGAGUCUGCGUUGCAACUGUUUGUACAAGCCAAAAAGAGAAUCAAUGACAUUUUUAAAGAUAUUGAUGAGUAUGUGGUAGAUGCUGGCAAAUUUGUUCAGGGAUUGUCACCAGAGCUCAAAGGAGUAGGAGAGGAAGCAAUCAUUAGUCCUGAGAAUGCCCAGGUGGUGGUUGGUUUCAAGGUUAAGAUAGAUGGAAUUAGGGAAGUGCUAACACGAGAUCAUAUGAAAGUUGUCUUCUUUGGAAGGACAUCCAAUGGCAAGAGCACUGUCAUCAAUGCCAUGCUGCGGGAGAAGAUUUUGCCCAGUGGCAUUGGCCACACCACACAUUGCUUCAUCCAGGUGGAAGGUUCUGACAAUGAGGAGGCCAGUAUGUUGACAGAGGACUCCAAUCAGCCGAAGAGUAUCCAGUCCCUCAAGCAAUUAGCCAGUGCUCUGAGUUCUGGAAAGCUGAAGGAGAACUCACUCAUCCGCAUCUUAUGGCCAAAAAGUAAAUGCCGCCUGCUUCGUGAAGACAUUGUUUUUCUAGACAGCCCUGGCAUAGAUGUCUCACCUGACCUUGACCUCUGGAUUGAUAAGUUUUGUCUGGAUGCAGACGUAUUUGUCCUUGUGGCCAAUGCAGAAUCCACUCUUAUGCAGACAGAGAAGAACUUUUUCCACAAAGUGAGCUCUCGGCUUUCCAAACCCAACGUCUUUGUGCUGCAGAAUCGAUGGGAUGUGUCAGAAAGUGAGGAAGAUAUAGAUAAGGUGAAACAACAGCAUUUGGACAACAAUAUUCAAUUCUUAUCAGAAGAGCUUCAGGUUGCAGACAAACGAGAAGCCAAGGAUCGUGUAUUUUUCGUCUCUGCUCGUGAGACACUUGUGUCACGUCUGCAGGAUGAUACUGGUAUUCCUACCCCAGAUCGUGCUCUGUUGCCAGGGUUUCAAGCCAGAAUUUUUGAAUUUGCUAACUUUGAAACUAAAUUUGAGGCCUGCAUAUCAAAAUCCGCUGUAAAGACCAAGUUUGAACAACACACAGACAGAGGCAAGAACAUCACAUUUGAGCUGAAGAAAGUCAUGGAAGACGCAUUUACUUCAAGCAACCAACAUCUAGAAAGGCAGCAGCGUUUGCGCCAGGAGCGGCUGGAUGAACUGGAGACCUUAGACAAACAGCUUGACCUCCUAUCCCGUGAGGUCAAAGCCAAGAUUAAGGUCAUGGUGGAAACUGUUGAGAGAAAGGUUGCCUCAGCCCUGAAUGAUGAAAUCAGACGCCUGUCUCUGCUUGUAGAAGAGUUUGAUCGUCCAUUCCACCCAGAUCCAAGGGACUUAACUGCAUACAAGAAGGAAUUGCAUGGUCAUGUAGAGCGAACUUUGGGUCGCAAUCUUCAGGCACAUUGUUCUUCUGCUUUGUUGCAAGGGGUGGAGUCUACAGAGAGACAGAUGACAGAACGCCUGGCUACAAUUCUUCCUGACGACAAAAGGCAGCAGCUGUUUAGUCUGAUCCCAAAACGAGAUUUUGACAUUGCCUAUCGCCUGGAUUGCAGGAAUCUUUGUGCUGACUUCAAUGAGGACAUUGAGUUUCACUUUUCUUUGGGUCCUAUGAAUCUAAUGCAGAAACUUUUGGGAUCAAAGGACCGUGCAAACUUCCUUGUUGGUUCAGCUGGAACUCUGGGAAGAACACUUUCUCCUGGCUCUACAGCAAUUGGAACACAACAAGGUCUUCAUGACAAUGAGAUCUUGGCCUCCUUACUAACAACCUUUGCAUCUUUCACAUCUCGCACCACUUUAGGAGCUGUGGCUGUCGCUGGUCUGCUGGCCAAGGCAGCUGGGUGGCGAGUGAUUGCAGUGACAGGUGCCCUGUAUGGCUUGCUGUAUCUGUAUGAGCGCCUGACAUGGACCACUCGGGCCAAGGAGCGGUGUUUUAAACAGCAGUAUGUGGAGUAUGCAAGCAGCAAGCUGCGGUUGAUUGUGGAUCUCACCAGCUUCAACUGCAGCCACCAAGUGCAGCAGGAGCUGACGUCAACGUUUGCUCGCCUGUGUCACCAAGCUGACAUGACCAGGCAGCAGUUGGAGGAGAGUCUAAAGGAUAUGGACAAAAAUCUCCAACAACUGCAGCAGGUAGCCAGUGCCUCAAAGACACUAAGGAACAAAGCCGACUUUCUCGACAGUGAGCUCAUGAGUUUUUGCAGUCAGUACCUCACCCAGGACUCUUAGUGCACAGAGAUACUGACAGCCUUAAGCAAGUUGCUCUGUUAGAAGGAAAGCACAGCAACACAACUGACUUGAAGCUCUUGUCCAAAAUGUGUUGAUUAGAUAGCUUUUUUAUGUAGCAGUCCAUAUAUUUAUGUAUCCUUAAUCUGAACCGCAGGAAACAAGGCCUUGAUCCUUUGUUUAAGGGUCUGUGCCUGUGUUCGUUGGUUUCUGGAGGAAUGGAAAGGGUAAUUAAAUUAAAUAGGAAUUGCGAGGAGACUGGGAGUAUGAUUUGUGAAUGCUGAGUAGGGAAGGGGCUGUUAGUGGGUGUUCAUGAAGUUGCAUGUUUUUGGGGUUUUUUUUGGGGUGGGUGGGGGAUAUAUAUUUCAUUGUAUAUAUUCAAUGGAAUCUUCAUUUCUGACAAUUUUUGUGUUGGCUUUGAUGAAAGAGAGCACAACAUCCACAUGUAAAUUAGACUGUGCUUUCUUCAGAAGUUGAGCCAAACCACAGAAGACUUUGUUUUGUGUGUUUUCCUCUCUUUGAUUUUAUAUGUGUAAUUCCUUUGUAGUUUGAAUGAAUUGUGUGUGAUUGUAUUUUGAACCUAAAAUAGAGAAAUAGGGCUAUAUAAGCUGCCACAAGCAUUUAGAGAUGAGAAAACUAUUGUAAAGCAAGUGAUAUAAAGAUGUAAUUGUGAAAAACAUUCUGUAAUAUUGACUUGAUCUUUUUAAAUUAUUGUAAAAUGUCAACUUUAUUGAGAAGUUCAAGACCAAAUACUUUAUAUUUUUGCUUCGAGCCCCUUUCUUAUUAUUUUCUUUGUUAUCAGGAUUGGGGGUGUUCUGUGUACAACCAACAGUAAAAGUGAGAGCAGUACAAAAUUUUUUUAGACUGCAUAUAUUUGGUAUCAUUUUUAAAAACUUCAUUGGGGGCAUGUAUUUUAUACCAUCUCUGCUGGAUUCUUAUCAUACCCAUGGUGUGUGAUUUCUCACUACUGUUGUAACAAAAGUAGAAUUAAUAUUCACAAAGGUUUUUUUGAGUUGUAGUGUUGCAUAAGGAUUUGUUGCACGUGCAUUUCCUUAUGCUUGGCACAGCAACAAUGUCAUGGGUUCAUCAGUAUAAAAUCUUUCUAUAAUUUUGUAUAGUUGUAAAUAAUUUCCUUGGGGUGCUGUAAGAGCCAUUGUGGUUGCUGUCAUUUGUCAUGUGAUAUUAACGCAGCUAUUUUCCUUUUCCUUGUAUGCUUCAAGAAAAAGUUAGUGGAAGAGCAUGUAUUUCUCUAUUUGAUUCUCACUGUUGUGCUGUUAUUGCAGCAUUGAUUUGGUAGAUGCCAGGGAUAUCUCAGUAUUACAAAUCCCUAAAAAAGAAAAAACCAAACUACAAUUUAGCAAAGACAAUGAUCACAAGGUUGAAUAAGCAGUGUGUUCCUGACGUUGUUCCUUCAGUUCUAAUGAAUUUGGUUUGCAAGUCUCAUUCUUCAAAUGACCUGUCACUAUGAUGUUUGCUUAUGAUUAUUAUUACUGAGAAAGAUGGGCCUUUAAACACUCUAAAUUUGUAAGAUCUGGCCAUCAAAAGAAGACUCAAAAAGUGUGUUCAUGCAGUUAAAAAAGUCCUAUCAAAUGAUCAAGGGAAGUCUGGAUGUAGUAAACAUAAGCUACAAUGGUUUUUUUUGUUUGUUUUUUGGCUUUUUUUUUUAAGUGAAGACAUUUUGUUUUCCACUAAUGACUGGGAUGAAGAUAAAGGUGAGUAAAGUUUGUAACCAAGAAUACAGACUCCCUUCUCUUUAUUCUUUUGUUGAUUAUUAUAAAUCCAUUGUCUUGGUUGAUUUUGAUGAUUAGUUCAGAAGCAUAUCUACCACUUUUUUUACACCUUGCCUAAGCAUCCACAUUCUCCUCCCAAACACACUGUAUGGGUAAUACUUUCUGAACUCAGAAAAAAUGAAACUACCCUUCCUUAGCUCACUGAAAGGCAUGGGGAAGCCUGAAAAUAUGAAGGAGGCCAGCCUACUGUUAUUUGAGCACUACAACUGUUUUCUAUACAAUGUGUGUGUAUAUAUAAUUCACUCCCUUCGGCCAUCUCUGUGUUUUCUCUAGCAUCAGAAUGAAAUUUACAUGAAUAGCUUAGUGCACAGAGUAACAAACUCCUGAUUAGACUUGCUGUUUUGUAGGUCUUCACCUAAUUAACAGUGUUGACUUUUUAAUAUGUGUGUCUACAUGUAUGUACAUGCACAUUGUUAGUGUGCGAGUUUAUAUAUGGCAUAUUUCUUUUUGACUGAUGCUUUGUGAUAGAUAUUGUGACAGAUGGAGAACCUUUUUAAAAAAGUAUCAUAGAGUUCUGCACUACAGGAAUAAAAUUUGAAAAAUUUGUCAGAUCGUUUACAACAUCUUUUUCCUUUUCCUAAAUGAUCUUUAUGAAAUAAAGAUGGUCCAAAAAUAAAAUUACCCAGACCAGAGUAUAUUUGGGAAAUGGUUCUUUUGUGAAUGAAAAUUGUAAUCCUUUUCUUGUCCUUGAUUAAUGUUGAUCUCAUCUGUUGGUUAAGUGAUUUUUUCUUUAAAGUACAUCUUGUUGUACCCAACCUCACUACUUCUCAUCUUAAGUAUAUUACAUCAUUUUUUAACAAAUCAAGUGAGAAUUGAAUGCAUAGAAAGUAUUGUACAUACAAUUUUUAAAAGAUCUUCAGGCACAGACAGAUGAAAAUUGAAAGACAGGGUUGUGAAAUUGUGACAGAUUUGUGAAAGGAAAUAAAAGAAGUGAAUAGUC